UCUCAUUCUGAGCUUUGAACUUUAAUGUGGACACCACCGAAUGAUUUCUUGCUUUUUUACUAAACUACCCUUUUCUUUUUCUUAAGACUCGCAUACUAUCCUCCAAAUUUAUUAGUGGUAAUUUCGUCCGAAAGUAUUCUCUCACCACAAACAAAGACCUUGCUUUGGCGUUAAAGCCAAGUUGCCAUUUUUGGUUGAGUUUGAAAGGUUUUCUUUUCUGGGUGUGUUGAGAAUUCCGUCAAAAUUUUAUUUUUGUUUUUGGGGUUUUCUGGGUAUGUUGGUAGAGAGAAGGAGAGUGAUGAGCUGGAGGAGAGUGGGGAAGUCGCUGCUGGCGCUGCUAGCCCAUGCCUUGCUCUUCUCUUUCACCCUUUUACUCGCUCUCAAGCUUCAUCAUGGCGUCUCUUAUUCUUGGUGGGUUGUAUUUGCCCCUUUAUGGCUUUUUCAUGCAGUCGUAGCACGUGGCAGGUUUUCUUUGCCUGCUCCAGCAAUGCCUCACGAUCGCCAUUGGGCCCCCUUUCAUGCGGUCAUGGCGACGCCAUCGCUUGUUGCUUUUGAGCUACUUUUGUGUAUACGUCUUGACAACAGCUAUGUUGUUGAUUUGAAGAUUGUCUUUCUGCCCCUGCUUGCAUUUGAAAUAGCUAUUUUGAUUGAUAAUAUCAGGAUGUGCAGAGCUUUAAUGCCUGGAGAUGAGGAAAGCAUGAGUGAUGAAGUGAUAUGGGAGACACUUCCACAUUUUUGGGUUGCAAUAUCUAUGGUCUUCUUUAUUGCUGCCACAACUUUCACUCUUUUAAAGUUAUGUGGUGACGUUGAAGCCCUAGGCUGGUGGGAUUUAUUCAUAAACUUUGGUAUUGCAGAGUGCUUUGCCUUUCUUGUUUGUACUAAGUGGUAUAAUCCAGCAAUUCAUCAAAAUUCCCACCUUGGAGAAACCAGCUUAUCUUCGACUAUAAGAUACCUUGACUGGAACAGAGGCUUGAUAGUAUCUUCUGAUGAAGACAGGCACCAGAACAGCAGAAUAUGCAACCUGCAAGAUAUUGGAGGGCAUGUAAUGAAAAUUCCAUUUAUUGGUUUCCAGGUCAUGCUUUUCAUGCACUUAGAGGGAACACCACCUAGUGCAAGAAAUAUAUCACCUCCAGUCCUUUUUUCUCCUCUUUUGCUGCUGCAAGGAGCUGGGGUUAUUCUUGCUGCACAUAGAUUUAUUGAGAAAAUUGUUAUUUUAGUACAUAGUGGAGCUGGAUCUGGAAGAUACUUUGAUGUAUCAUCAAAAGUUCUUGAAUUUUUUGGGUUCUUGCACCGUGGAUCAAGGUUGCUCGGUUGGUGGUCAAUUGAUGAAGGAAGUCGAGAGGAACAGGCUAGACUUUAUUGUUCAGGGGCAUCUGGAUAUAACACUUUCUCGCCUGAUAUUGUGAAGAAAAUGCCAAAAUCAGAUCUUGUUGACGAGAUUUGGAGAUUACAAGCUGCACUCGGUGAGCAGACAGAAAUCACCAAGUUUAGCCAGCAGGAGUUCGAGAGACUUCAAAAUGAAAAGAUUCUGUGUAGAGUUUGCUUUGAGGAACAAAUCAAUGUAGUCCUCCUCCCAUGUAGGCAUCAUGUCCUCUGCAGUACUUGCUGUGAGAAGUGUAAGAGGUGUCCAAUCUGCCGUGUUUCUAUUGAAGAGCGACUUCUAGUGUAUGAUGUGUAGUGUCGAAUUAGCGGUAGAAAUUUUCAUGUAAAAUUAUCAAACCCUUAAAGAAUUGCUUGUGAUUUUUGAUGAAGCAAGCAUUGAGAAGCUGGCCAUUCUGGUUUCUCCGAACAUGAUAUGGUUGUCUAAUGCCAUUCAAGAAUUGUAAAUAACUUGGUGCAUUAUGAAAUGAAAUUAGUGAUAUUGACAUGUUUUGCCUGUUCUCCUCCAAAACUCUGUUUUAUGGUUUUGACAUCCAUCAAAUAUGACACACAUAGAUUGAGCUUUUAGGGCUUUUCCAAAUAAUAAGAUUGGUGAAGGUCAUAUGAUAGAAGAUGCUUGGGCUUUUUCUUUUCUUGUUAUUAAAUGGAAAUAAAGAUAGUGUUACCCAGAUAAAGGUCUCUCUCAAACUAAUUAUUUAGUUCUCUGAUUUCCUGGAAUCAUUUUGCUUGCGUUGCGUUGCUCUGAAAUGCUUUUAUUAAGAUCUUUAGUUCUUAAUAAUUGAAAGCCUACAGCGUUAGGACUUAAGACCUGGACGUUUUUUUUUUUGUGGUUCAAAUAACAAGAACAAGCGUGCCCGAGAUUUAUUUAUCAUUCAAUGAUAAAAAAAAAAGGCACUGCUCCCAGGCUCCAUCAGCCUAUGAUGAUUCAAUUGGUUAACAGCUUAUGCUGCCCAGAAACUGCUUUCUAUGCGUAUAAAUUUAUGGGAUGUUCCACUUCAGUGACUUCACUGCUACAGCUUAAAGCUAUAUGAACAACAAGGUAUUUCUUCACAGGUAUAGACCAAAAAAAAGAGCUGCAACAGCCAAAAGACUUGCAGCUUCUGCUUUUUCUAUGCUAUAAACCCCAAUCUCAUUCUUAUAGGAGUCAUGAAUCUCACAUCGAACAUAAUAAGAAGGUCACUAGGGUAUAAAAAGAUUCACAACAUCUCUACCUUGUGAGACGCCUUUUGUAGGACAAAAUCGUGAGGUCAUAGAGGAUCAGAGCGGAUAAUACCUCACAAGGAUAUGAACCGUGGUGAUUAGAUUAAUCUGAGAUGCUGGAUGAGUGGAUGCUCAGGUCCUGGAGUCGCGCAGGUUCAAAGCUUAAGUCUCGACCCGUGACAGUUGGUAUCAAAGUCAGUCCUAUACCGUUCGAUCCACAUCAAGCACCUCGAGAGAAGUAAGCAGAGUGAUCAAUUUUCGUGACAAGAGCGUCACGAGGUUGAGUUCGAAAAAAUAUCACGGACCUAAGGAGGAAUCCUGAAUCUCACAUCACACAUAAUAGGAGAGUCACUGGAAUAUAAAAUGGUUCAUGUCAUCUUCGUCUUGCGAGACGUUUUUUGUAAGAUAAAAUCGUGAGGUCAUGGGGGGUUAAAACGGAUAAUACCUCACAAUGGUGUGAACCGUGACGGUUAGACUAAUUUGAGACGUCGGAUAAGUGGAUAUCCGAAUUCCGAAAUCGCGUGAAUUCGAAGCUUAAGUCUCAACCCGUGCCACUUUUGCUUGCCUCGUUAUCUUCGAAGGUGGAUGGACUUUCAAAUGAUUCUCUUGUUCCGCCUGUCAGUUUUAGCAGUGUGUCAGUUGCCGCUAUCCCCUCUUUGUCUCCACUCUCCCACCGUUGUUUACCCAUCGAGGAGCUAUCUUUUCAUAGGUAAAACUUCAUUGUUUUGUUGACAAGGAAAGCUAAUUCUCCGACUCAAUUGAGCUACAACCUGGUACCUUAUAU
Molecule: messenger RNA, 3364 nt
Organism: Durio zibethinus
Lineage: Eukaryota; Viridiplantae; Streptophyta; Magnoliopsida; Malvales; Malvaceae
Product: Transmembrane Fragile-X-F-associated protein
Source: RefSeq, a predicted model, not a curated record